This is a messenger RNA of Bicyclus anynana (squinting bush brown), 901 nucleotides long. RefSeq lists its product as uncharacterized. The coding region runs from base 96 to 869 and encodes 257 amino acids. The record is from RefSeq and is a predicted model, not a curated record. Lineage: Eukaryota; Metazoa; Arthropoda; Insecta; Lepidoptera; Nymphalidae. The transcript has 5 exons.
UUUAUGGUCUGCAUCUUCAAAUUUGCACCGUCUGUAUAAAUAUGGGUGCAUCGGAAUAGAUUUACAUUCAUUCAAUUGUUAUCAUACAAGAUACAAUGUUUAUAUUGAAACUAGUGUUUGUUGCGUGCGCAGUAUUAAUAAAAUGUGAAACAGCGUUCGUGGACACACUAUCAAAAUGUAGUAUUAAAGACGACGAAUGCAUUGGUGAAUUGUUCGAAAGCAGUCUACGAAAAAUCGGUUCAGUGGGUAUCCCGGAAUUAAAUAUGCCUCCCAUUGAUCCCUACAAAGUUACGAACAUGACAAUAAAGGUUUUGGAAGCGAUCAAACUAACCAUGACCGAUGGAGUUGUUAAGGGUAUCAGUAAAUGCCAAAUUAAAAAAUACCAUGUUGAUUUAGAUAAACAAACUGGUGUACAGGAAAUUCUUUGCGACUUAAUAAUAAAAGGCAACAUCGUCGUCGAGGGCACGAGUCCACUACUUCAAGGAGUCUUUGGAACUCCUUCAAUUGACAGCGCGGGCAAGGGAAAAGUUAAACUUGAUAAGUUAUUCUUGCGCUUUGACUUUCCACUUAUCCCUUUCAAGAAAGAUGACGGCGAAAUUUAUUUCAAGAUUUUGAGCAAAAAGAUUAAAUACAAGUACGAUGUUGAAAAAGCCACUUUUGGUGCUGAGAAAAUAAUGGUUGGAAAAGAGGAUAUGAGUAAAGCUAUCGUUCCUUAUUUUAAUAAUAAUUAUAAAGCCAUAUUGGAGAUUAUCGGCGAUUCAAUCUUUGAUGCAGCUAAGGAAAUAUUUGCUGAUAUUUUGAAAAAAUUCUUCGAGUUCAUCCCGUCGAAAAAUUACAUUGCCGAUGAUCUAUCUUAUCUUGUAAAGUAAUACAUACUAGUACAUAAUAUAUGUGUAAUUUG